Messenger RNA from Acanthoscelides obtectus, 1178 nucleotides. NCBI's taxonomy places the organism in Eukaryota, Metazoa, Arthropoda, Insecta, Coleoptera, Chrysomelidae. The record is from the annotation of a GenBank genome assembly.
CGCUCGAACACGGCAGGGCUACGACGGCCCGUCCGCUAAAGAUAUUACUGCACGAUUUUUAAUUGUUUCCUCACACCUCUCAGCAAGCUCUAUUGAUGGACAUAUAACCGUGCAACUGUUGUUUAGUAUACGGAUACUACGAGUGUGGUACUAGUGCUUAUUGAUCUACAUCGACUUGGAUUUUUUUCGUCGUUCAGCUGUUUUUGUGUAAUUAGUGACUAGUGUUUUAGUGACUCAGGUGUUUUGAGGAUUUACAAAUUUUGCCAUCACAGGAAUGCUUACAGUAGGCAAGAUGGAAACUACCAACCAAACUCAAACCUCGCAACAAAGUACCCGAGUCCAGACGCACACACAGGCAUCUUGCACUUACGAACGACAGCUCAGUUCGGCUACUUCUUAUUUUCGCAGCAAAAUAUUGCGCAGUUAUUGGAUUUUUGUGAUACGGUUCUUUAAACAAGAUGGUGAACAUGUAUAUAAAGAAAAGCAAUAGAGGUUCUUGGACUGAAGAAACGAUGCAGAUGGCGAGAAACGAAGCUAAAACUAUACCAAUAAGCUCGGCAUCAAAAAAAUAUGGUAUUCCAAUUGGAACUCUACAUCGUCAUAUUAAAAAAUGGGACUCUACCAAAAACCUAGGAUGGAUUAAACCUGGUUUUUCAAAAGAGCUGGAGCGGAAACUUUGUGAUCUUGCAAUGGAACGUGAUAUGCUUUUUUAUGGUUUAACAAAGCAAAGUCUACAACAAUUAGCUUAUCAGUUGGCGAAAGUAAAUAAUAUUCCGCAUCCUUUUACAUGUGAAAAAGCUGGAAAUUCAUGGCUUGAUGGUUUCAUGAAAAGACGUCCCCAAUUAACAUACAGCACACCAGAACCCACAGCUUUAGCUCGUUGUUCUGCUUUUAAUCGCACGCAAGUGUAUCGGUUCUAUGAACCUAUGAACCUGUGGAGCGUUAUAUCUCACCAUAACUUUUUGACACGACCCGAUGACAUCUAUAAUAUGGAUGAUACUACUGUCGAGACCAGUGCUUCCAAACCUCCAAGAGUUAUUUCUGUAAAAGGUAAAAAACAAGUAGGAGUUAUAGCAACAGCUGAAAAGGGACAACUUACCACAGUAAUAUGUGCUUGCAGCGCCACUGGUCGAUUCAUCCCACCUUGCUUUAUAUUUGGACAAAGCAAAAGAAUGAAU